GAGUCAUGUGCCCCGAGUAACAUGGCCGCUGCACCAUGAGCGCCGCCGGUAUCUGGCGGGAGAGGGUAGCUUGAGCUGUUAGGUGGCCAGGGUCAGGUGUGCAGGAGCGGGGUCCGGGCCUGGGUUCCAAAGCGCGGCGGCAGAGUGAGGCAGGCGGGCUCGGGGCGGCGUGGUCCAUGAGCCGGCGCCGGGGGCAGCGCGGAGCCGUAGACUCCCCGGGCACCGGCGCGGCCCCGGCAGCCGCGGGCUAAGGAGUCGCGAGGCUUCUCGAGCUACCACCAUGAACCCCGAGAAGGACUUCGCGCCGCUCACGCCAAACAUCGUUCGCGCCCUCAAUGACAAGCUGUACGAAAAGCGGAAGGUGGCAGCGCUGGAGAUCGAGAAGCUGGUCCGGGAGUUCGUGGCCCAGAACAAUACCGUGCAAAUCAAGCAUGUGAUCCAGACCCUGUCUCAGGAGUUCGCCCUGUCUCAGCACCCCCACAGCCGGAAAGGGGGCCUCAUCGGCCUGGCCGCCUGCUCCAUCGCACUGGGCAAGGACUCAGGGCUCUACCUGAAGGAGCUGAUCGAGCCGGUGCUGACCUGCUUCAAUGACGCGGACAGCAGGCUGCGCUACUACGCCUGCGAGGCGCUCUACAACAUCGUCAAGGUGGCCCGCGGCGCCGUGCUGCCCCACUUCAACGUGCUCUUUGACGGGCUGAGCAAGCUGGCUGCUGACCCAGACCCCAACGUGAAAAGCGGAUCGGAGCUCCUAGACCGCCUUUUAAAGGACAUCGUGACUGAGAGCAACAAGUUUGACCUGGUGGGCUUCAUUCCCCUGUUGCGGGAGAGGAUUUACUCCAACAACCAGUAUGCCCGACAGUUCAUCAUCUCCUGGAUCCUGGUUCUGGAGUCCGUGCCGGACAUCAACCUGCUGGACUACCUGCCGGAGAUCCUGGAUGGCCUGUUCCAGAUCCUGGGUGACAACGGCAAAGAGAUUCGGAAAAUGUGUGAGGUUGUUCUUGGAGAAUUCUUGAAAGAAAUCAAGAAGAACCCCUCCAGUGUUAAGUUUGCCGAGAUGGCCAACAUCCUGGUGAUCCACUGCCAGACCACAGACGACCUCAUCCAGCUGACGGCCAUGUGCUGGAUGCGGGAGUUCAUCCAGCUGGCCGGCCGAGUGAUGCUGCCCUAUUCUUCUGGGAUCCUGACUGCCGUCUUGCCCUGCCUGGCAUACGAUGACCGCAAGAAAAGCAUCAAAGAGGUGGCCAACGUGUGCAACCAGAGCCUGAUGAAGCUGGUCACCCCUGAGGACGAUGAGCCGGACGAGCCAAAGCCAGUGCUCCAGAGGCAGACAGAACCCCACCCCGAUGACACCCUGGCGAAACCAGAAGGGGCAGGCAGUGGAGGUCCAGAUGGUUCUUGUGACUCCAGCUUCAGUAGCGGCAUCAGUGUCUUCACGCCGGCCAGCACCGAAAGAGCCCCAGUGACCCUGCACCUCGAUGGGAUUGUGCAGGUCCUGAACUGCCACCUCAGCGACAUGGCCAUCGGGAUGAUGACCAGGAUUGCCGUUCUGAAGUGGCUCUACCACCUCUACAUCAAGACUCCUCGGAAGAUGUUCCGGCACACGGACAGCCUCUUCCCCAUCCUACUGCAGACGUUAUCGGAUGAGUCCGAUGAGGUUGUCCUGAAGGAUCUAGAGGUGUUGGCAGAAAUUGCUUCCUCCCCCGCAGGCCAAACGGAUGACCCAGGCCCCCUCGAUGGCCCUGACCUCCGGAUCAGCCACUCAGAGCUCCAGGUGCCCACGCCCGGCAGAGCCGGCCUGCCCACCACUCCCGGUACCAAAGGCUUAGAAUGUUCUCCUUCCACUCCCACCAUGAACUCCUACUUCUAUAAGUUCAUGAUCAAUCUUCUCAAGAGGUUCAGCAGUGAACGGAAGCUCCUGGAGGUCAGAGGCCCCUUCAUCAUCAGGCAGCUCUGCCUCCUGCUCAACGCAGAGAACAUCUUCCACUCGAUGGCCGACAUCCUGCUGCGGGAGGAGGACCUCAAGUUCGCGUCCACCAUGGUCCACGCCCUCAACACCAUCCUGCUCACCUCCACCGAGCUCUUCCAGCUGCGAAACCAGCUCAAGGACCUGAAGACUCUGGAGAGCCAGAACCUGUUCUGCUGCCUAUACCGCUCCUGGUGCCACAACCCGGUCACCACGGUGUCCCUCUGCUUCCUCACCCAGAACUACCAGCAUGCCUACGACCUCAUCCAGAAGUUCGGGGACCUGGAGGUCACUGUGGACUUCCUCACAGAAGUGGACAAGCUGGUGCAGCUGAUCGAGUGCCCCAUCUUCACAUAUCUGCGCCUGCAGCUGCUGGACGUGAAGAACAACCCCUACCUGAUCAAGGCCCUCUACGGCCUGCUCAUGCUGCUGCCCCAGAGCAGCGCCUUCCAGCUGCUGUCGCACCGGCUCCAGUGCGUGCCCAACCCCGAGCUGCUGCAGACCGAAGCCAGUCUGAAGGCAGCCCCCAAGUCUCAGAAGGCCGACUCCCCCAGCAUCGACUACGCAGAGCUGCUGCAGCACUUUGAGAAGGUCCAGAACAAGCACCUGGAAGUGAGGCACCAGCGGAGUGGGCGUGGGGACCCUCUGGACCGGAGGGUCGUCCUCUGACAGCCCUGGCAUGGAGAAGGGCCCAGUGAGUGGUCCCAUGAAGCACUCAGGGUCUUCAGGGCCAGGGCUGGGCCUGACCACCAGCCCAGGGUGGGGGUGGGGAGUGGCCGGAGGCUGUUCUGUCCACCCAAGCUCCUCUCAGGGCCCAGGCCCCCUGUGCCGUCAGCUGCACCCUGGCACUCAGAGCUGGCUGCCCACUCGGUGGAGUGGGAGGGGCACAGCCUCAGAUGCCACCCAUCCCCUGGAAUCAGUCUUUUUCUAGGACUCUCUUGGAAAAAGAUCUUGAACUCCCCAGCCCAUCAGAGCUCUGGCCUUGUGUGUUUAUGUGUAUACAUACGUGAACAUGUGUGUGUACAUAUGUGUGUACAUACUUGUAUGCACAUAGGGACCAGCACAAAGAUCUCCACUGAAUGAUGCACCCUA
Molecule: messenger RNA, 3055 nt
Organism: Propithecus coquereli (Coquerel's sifaka)
Lineage: Eukaryota; Metazoa; Chordata; Mammalia; Primates; Indriidae
Gene: VAC14
Product: Vac14 homolog (S. cerevisiae)
Exons: 19
Coding region: 281-2632 (783 amino acids)
Biological process (GO): positive regulation of kinase activity; phosphatidylinositol biosynthetic process
Cellular component (GO): endosome membrane; PAS complex
Source: RefSeq, a predicted model, not a curated record